This is a messenger RNA of Periophthalmus magnuspinnatus, 1173 nucleotides long. RefSeq names its product high choriolytic enzyme 2-like 1 (gene he2). The transcript is spliced from 9 exons. NCBI's taxonomy places the organism in Eukaryota, Metazoa, Chordata, Actinopteri, Gobiiformes, Gobiidae. Gene Ontology annotation, molecular function: zinc ion binding; metalloendopeptidase activity. Bases 306 to 1160 code for a protein of 284 amino acids. Gene Ontology annotation, biological process: proteolysis. The record is from RefSeq and is a predicted model, not a curated record.
UAUUCUCCUGGUGACAGCUGCUAAGCUGUGUAUGGCACAUCCAGCAGCAAAACACCUUCAAGUGUCAAUUUCUGAAAGUGCUGAAUCUCCUCAGUGCUAAGUACAAGGUCAGCUGGGACCACCUGUCAUGGAUCAACAGGGCCUCCACUAAAUUACAUGCAGUGUAUGAUGAGGGGCUUCAAUCAUGCUUCAUCACAGAAUAUGUGCCAAUCAGUAGAGAGCAAACAAGCCCAAGUGGCUAUAUAGAGUGGAGGAAAACAUUUAGCUCUGGAGGACUGGGGACUGACAGUGGCGUCAGCUUCAGGAUGUGUUCAACCAUGAUUUUUCUGGGCAUCUUUGUGGCUGUGUUGAGUCAGGUCUACACCCUUCCUCUAAAGAAUACCACUGAGCCAAAUGAAGGCAAAAUGAGAAUGAAAAGAAAGUAUUCAGAUGAAAUCAAAGAUUGGGAUGAAAUGACAGCGAUGGAUCAAAUCCUUGUAGUUAACAGCAGACUUCGAGCACCCCGAGGGAUAACGGUCAGGGAUGGGGACAUUGCGAGUACGUUUCCACGGAGUGCUAUAUCGUGCCCUGGGAACACCUGUCUGUGGCAAAAAUCAGUGGAUGGGUUUGUUUAUGUGCCUUACAUCAUGUCUCCUCUCUAUGAUGAUAUGGAUAGAAUUACCAUAGAAACUGGUAUGCAAGACAUUUCUGCUGGAACAUGUAUUAAGUUUGUUCCACGAACUCAUGAAGUCAGCUUUUUGGAUAUUCAGCCUAGAUAUGGCUGCUGGUCUUUCCUGGGACAGACUGGGGGAAGCCAGACUUUGUCCCUGCAGACCCCUGGGUGCAUGUGGUCUGGAGUGGCUGCACAUGAAUUCAUGCAUGCACUUGGCUUUGUACAUGAACAGUCUCGCUCUGACCGUGACCACUAUGUAACAAUAGUAUGGAAAAACAUCAUGCCAGAUCAAAUUCAUAACUUCAGGAAGCAGGCGACCAACAACCUGAACAGCCCCUAUGACUACAGCUCAGUCAUGCAUUAUGGAAGAUAUGCCUUCUCUGAAGAUGGUGGUCCCACAAUAAUACCAAGACCUGAUCCUUACAUUCCCAUUGGCCAACGAGAUGGACCAAGUGCUUUAGACUUGCAUAAAAUAAAUGUUCUCUAUGACUGUGGUGCCAAUGAAUAACUGGCUGCAGGAU